CGAAAAAAAAUAAUAAUGAAAAUGCAUUCGCUAUUCGCCGUCUCCUGCUCCUUCUCCUCUCUCUGAGAAGCGGAGCCCUAGAAAUUUGGAUCAUGAGGGGUCUAAUUUCCGGCGCGAAGAGGCUAUGGACUCCAUCUGUUACGGCAACAACCACCGCCAUAGCGAGAAGACGCUACAGUGUAAUCCCAAUGGUUAUCGAGCAUUCAUCGCGAGGCGAGAGAGCCUACGAUAUCUUCUCUCGAUUGCUCAAGGAGCGUAUAAUCUGUAUCAAUGGUCCCAUAAAUGACGACACGUCCCACGUCGUCGUGGCUCAGCUUCUCUACCUCGAGUCCGAGAAUCCUUCAAAGCCGAUUCAUAUGUACCUUAAUUCACCUGGCGGUCAUGUCACUGCCGGUCUUGCAAUUUAUGAUACUAUGCAAUACAUUCGAUCGCCAAUAAGCACGAUUUGCUUAGGCCAAGCUGCGUCAAUGGCUUCUCUUCUCUUGGCAGCAGGUGCCAAGGGACAAAGACGGUCGCUCCCAAAUGCGACCGUCAUGAUUCAUCAGCCUUCAGGAGGAUAUAGUGGACAAGCUAAGGAUAUGACAAUUCAUACAAAGCAGAUUGUUCGUGUUUGGGAUGCUUUGAACGAGCUGUAUGUGAAACACACGGGGCAAUCCAUCGAUGUGAUUCAGAAGAACAUGGAUAGGGAUCAUUUCAUGACUCCUCAAGAGGCUAAGGCCUUUGGUAUAAUCGAUGAAGUUAUCGAUGAAAGACCCAUGGAGUUGGUGAAAGACGCUGUUGGAAAUGAAAGCAAAGAUAAAACUUCGAGUUAGAAACAAAAACUGGUAAUCAAAAGGGAUAAUCUCGCAGACCCUUUUUCUGUGAAGCUAAGUCGAUAAAGAUUGGCUUUCGGUUCUCCAUUCCAAUUACAGUCUCAUCAAUAACAACUGUAGAAUGCUUGUCUCUUUUAGAAAGGCUAAUGCAGUUGUUUAUCUGUUCUCCAUGCCAUCAUUAUGUCAAAUUCUUAUAAUCAUUUAUCGAUU
This is a messenger RNA of Eutrema salsugineum, 1022 nucleotides long. Its product is annotated as ATP-dependent Clp protease proteolytic subunit 2, mitochondrial. The transcript is spliced from 3 exons. Gene Ontology annotation, biological process: protein quality control for misfolded or incompletely synthesized proteins. Gene Ontology annotation, cellular component: endopeptidase Clp complex. Bases 93 to 812 code for a protein of 239 amino acids. NCBI's taxonomy places the organism in Eukaryota, Viridiplantae, Streptophyta, Magnoliopsida, Brassicales, Brassicaceae. The record is from RefSeq and is a predicted model, not a curated record. Gene Ontology annotation, molecular function: serine-type endopeptidase activity; ATP-dependent peptidase activity; ATPase binding.